AUGUCAGUGGCUUCAAAUUCUCCAUAUAUAAAGGUCGGGACACUAUAUGUCAAAACGAGAGUUCUUAGAGCUUUGAUUUUUUUCGCCCUUUUAAUAUCAAUCAUAUAUUACUCAUUUAAGGGACAUGAACAGAAAAGUACCUCUGAGGAAAUAUUCAAUACAAAUGACGACGAUCUCGAUUCUAUUAGUGAGAGACCACCAUGGCUCACUACAAUAACCAGCAAACAAUCUCUUAUAAAUGGACUUCAUCUGGACCUCAAUAGGCUAGAUAAUGUGACUCAGGGAGCUAUCUAUAAUGUUAGUGCGAGUGAACCUUGGCGCAGACCAUACGCUCUGGUAGAUAUGGCACCUGAAGUCAGAUCAAAAAACUCAAACCUAACAAACACGGCGAAGACAGCUGUUUCAUCCAAGUCUAAUUCGUGGCUUUCCAUGUUGGCAUCAUUAGGCUCAUCGUUACCAACGUCAUUAUUCGGAGAGUCUCCAGAGUUGAUUUCAGGGACCCCAACCAUCAACUCACGGGUGAAAGUUUACACAUUUUAUAAUCCGUCGCCGGGAGAUAGCGAUAGUCCCAUUGUAGAAGUAUGGAAAAGGGCCAUGUGGGCUGCUGGUUUCGAACCUGUAGUACUUAACAUUGAUGAUUGUAAGAAGCAUGACAAGUUCAAGAUGUUUGAAGAGGCAUCCGCGAAGAACAUAGAUUAUUUCAAGAAGAACAUGAAGUGGUUUGCCUGGGCCGCGAAAGGAGGGGGGAUUUUGAUGGAUUACCGAGUCAUUCCUGUUUCCCGAGGCUCUCUUACUUCCCAAGUAGGGUUAUUAGAGCGUAUAAAGUUUUAUUCUGACGGGUUUUUGAAACGCUACGAGCCGAUGAAAUUGCUUCUAGUGACUGGGGGAUCAUCUAGUGAAAGAAUUGUCCGUGCUGUAUUAGAUUUUGAAAACGAUAAUAAUAUUGUUGAUCUGUUUGAUAAAUAUGAUGACGAGGACGAACGUGAUACUUUCGCAUACUAUUCAGCAGAAAAUGUCAAGACAAUGUCUAAUGGUCGUGAAUUAUCUUCGCUAGAGAUUGCUAAGCUAAUGAAUACUCAUUUACAUCAUGCAUUUUUGAAGCAGUUUCAAACCCAAGGAGUGGUAGUAAUAGAUCCUCUUCAAGCAGGAGCCCACGCACUGACGGUGCCAGGCGAAUUCAUAGCAACUCAAUUGGCUAAAUGCCCAGCCAACGAUGAAUUUUAUAAUGUAUGUCCGCCAAUUAUUCGAUUAGUGACUGAAGCUGAGUUGUUCACAGCCAAAAAGGUACCGUUUUUAGAAAACUCAAAAGGGCUUUGCAACAACCCCUGCUGGAAUGACGAUUCUUCAUCGACAAUCAUCCCAGUAACUAAUAUAGAAUACCUUCCAGAACUUGACAGCAAUCAUUUUGCUAUUAUGGGAUAUCCUCAUCCGUUGAGUGUUUUGUCUGUUUUGGAGAGAAAUGCAUCAGUGUCUGUUCAUGAUUCGCGGUCCAGAAUUCAGAGAAACACGUUAGUCCGUCAGUUGACGUCACAAUAUAUUCCAGGAAAUACUGUGGGAAUGAAUCACAGACUCCUUCUUCUGAAGGAUGCAAUCUACCAGGCUCCAGCUUUAUCCAAUUGUAUCUGGUUUAACUGGGAAGAUGCUCAUCGCAGCACUGUAGAGGAGACACAUGAAUUUCUUCAAAAUUUGAGUUGGGAGGUUGGUUUUGAGAUGGACUUGGUUGAUGACCUGUCUACCAACUCGUUAACAGACAAUAGCGAGGAAGCCAAAGCAUUGAGGGCAAUCCUAGAUGCUUCACAAAAACGUGCUCUAGAUAAAGCAAACAAAGAUCGCAUGGGGAUUGAAGCGUGGAACCUUGCUGAUACAGAAAUUUGGAAGUUUUUGGCUGCUUUUACCCAAGUUCGCCUCAAUAAGAUCCAUUCCCUAUGA
This is a messenger RNA of Sugiyamaella lignohabitans, 1929 nucleotides long. RefSeq lists its product as uncharacterized. The coding region runs from base 1 to 1929 and encodes 642 amino acids. NCBI's taxonomy places the organism in Eukaryota, Fungi, Ascomycota, Dipodascomycetes, Dipodascales, Trichomonascaceae. The record is from RefSeq and is a predicted model, not a curated record. The transcript has a single exon.